UAUUCCAAUCUGCUGUCUAGUUGUUGGCUACAGAGAAAUUUGUCUAACUGUAAAUCAUGAAGAAUCACCAUGGUUGACCACUGAGGGAAACAUUUUACAGUACUGAUGGGCCUAGAUGUCAAAGAAUACGGGUUCUACGGUCUCAACACACAAUAUUCUUUCUUCGGCUUUGGCGACGGAUUUCUUCUGAGAAGAACGCUUAACAUAUCCGCCUUUUGGCUGCCAAAGUAUCUAACCGGAAAUAACUGGACUGACCCCAGAUAUAACACUCAACCGUUCAAUAAUCCUCAUAAUAUGGCGUACACUGUGCAAAAUAAGACAUACCUCUCAGCUACAUCCUAGGCAAAGGCAACGGUAGAUGCCAGCCGAUUCCGGAG
Molecule: messenger RNA, 377 nt
Organism: Pseudomassariella vexata
Lineage: Eukaryota; Fungi; Ascomycota; Sordariomycetes; Amphisphaeriales; Pseudomassariaceae
Exons: 1
Coding region: 106-342 (78 amino acids)
Source: RefSeq, a predicted model, not a curated record